This is a messenger RNA of Clonostachys rhizophaga, 507 nucleotides long. NCBI's taxonomy places the organism in Eukaryota, Fungi, Ascomycota, Sordariomycetes, Hypocreales, Bionectriaceae. The record is from the annotation of a GenBank genome assembly.
AUGGCUUUCCCAAUCCUUUUCCUCUUCUUUCUGCUUAGUCUAGUACACGGGGCGGCCCUUCUUCCCGUCCGUGAUUACCCAACCCCUGGCAAGCCGUCCAUCUCCGUCACCGUCACCCUCGACUGGCUCUUCCCCACGAAGAGCGUCGACAUCUCUGCCCCGGGGACGACGGAGCCCUACGCAACGGCCACUACCGAAAGCCAAGUGACCGUCACCCUGUGCUCCUCAUCACGGGGACCCCCCUCCAAAAACCCCGACUACUCCCUCCCCCCAAUGUACACCUCGUCCGCCGGCUGGCCCGUGAGCCCCACGGAGAGACCCUCGUCGUACGAGGACUACUCAACUCACUACCUGACGCCCUCGUCGUCCCCGUAUGCCUGGUCCCAGACCCCGAGGCCGACAACCUCCACCAGCACCACCACGGAGAUUUUCAGCGUGGAGCCUGGGUAUUCGCUCCCCGAGACUACUACUCCUUCGUGCUCCCAUUCUUACACUCGGAGGGCUUAG